AAAUUGAUCAUCCUGAUUUAAAUAAUAAUGAAAAGGAAGAUGAAAUAGAAGUUGUAGACUUUACAGCAAAUGAAAUUGCAAUAGUUUUUCAAGAUUGGGUGGAUAUAUCAGAUACGAUAUUUGGAUUAAACAAUAAUCAAGAAGAAACUAUAUUGGCUGAAAAAGAAGUAAAUAUGAAUUUUGAAAAUAGGUCUUUGGUUCAGGAUGUAUUAAGUGAUAGUGAUUUAGAUGAAUAA
Cetraspora pellucida is the source of this 236-nucleotide messenger RNA. NCBI's taxonomy places the organism in Eukaryota, Fungi, Glomeromycota, Glomeromycetes, Diversisporales, Gigasporaceae. The record is from the annotation of a GenBank genome assembly.